GAGAGGGGCCGCCCCCCCGCCCGCUCCGCUCCGCGCCCGCCGUCGGUGCCGGUGAAGGCGGCGGUGGCGGUGCCGCCGGCUCCCGCCGCCCGCCUGGCCCCGGCCCCGCGUCCCUAUGGCCGGGCAGGAGUGGGACUGGUUCCAGCGCGAGGAGCUCAUCGGGCACAUCAGCGACAUCCGAGUGCAGAACCUCCAAGUUGAACGCGAAAAUGUCCAGAAGAGGACCUUUACCAGAUGGAUAAACCUGCAUUUGGGAAAGUGCAAGCCUCCUUUGAAAGUGAAGGACUUGUUUAUUGAUAUACAAGAUGGCAAAAUCUUGAUGGCGCUCCUGGAAGUCCUGUCAGGACAAAAGCUGAUGCACGAAUACAAAUCUUCAACCCAUCGCAUUUUUCGUUUGAACAACAUAGCCAAAGCACUUAAGUUCUUGGAGGACAGUAAUGUAAAGCUUGUUAGCAUCGAUGCAGCAGAAAUAGCAGAUGGAAAUUCCUCUCUGGUACUUGGACUAAUAUGGAAUAUAAUCUUGUUUUUUCAGAUUAAGGAGCUUACAGGCAACCUCAACAGGAACUCCUCCUCCUCCAGCCUGUCCUCUGGGCCCAGUGGUCCAGAAUCAGACACAUCCCCCAGCACUCCCAGCGUGGAGAGAAACAUGUCCAUUACAGUGAAGGAUCAGCGGAAAGCCAUCAGGGCCCUUCUAAUCUGGGUUCAGAGGAAAACCAGAAAGUAUGGCGUUGCCGUCCAAGACUUCACAAGUAGUUGGAGGAGUGGCCUCGCUUUCUUAGCUGUCAUAAAAGCCAUAGAUUGUACUUUGGUAGACAUGAAGCAUGCACUGGAGAAAUCAGCACGAGAAAACCUGGAGGAUGCUUUCAGCAUAGCACAGAAUAAACUGGGUGUCCCUCGGCUCCUGGAACCUGAAGAUAUCAUGGUGGAGUCACCCGAUGAACAGUCAAUUGUGACAUAUGUGGCACAAUUUCUGGAGCACUUCCCAGAGCUGGAAGGGGAAGACUUUACAGAUCCUGACAAGGAGCUUCCAAUUGAGUCCACAUAUGUCCACAUCAAAGACACACCGUCAGAGAAGGAAGGCAAAAUCUUGAUUUUAAGUGAAAAUGAAGAAAACAUGUAUACUGUUAAUCAUGAGAGGAGUCAUCCUGCUCCUCCAAAGGUCCAUAUUCAUGAUAUCCCUGAGAGAAUCCCAUCAGAAACCACUUCUGAAAAUUGUAAUGGAAAACUGAGUCGAGUGUUAGGUGAUGUACAGGGAACAUCUGAAGAGGAGCCUCAAAGGCCUACUUCACUGAAAAUUACAGGACCUGUCAGUUUUGAAUCCAAUUCCUCUUGGGAGGUUCAAAAUGAUAAAUUCAUGUCAGGUGAAGAGAGCAUCUCAGAUGAUCCACUGAAACAAAAUGAUGAGCUUUCUCCAGCUGUUCUGACAGAUCAGAAAGAUUCUGUUGACUCUUUUGAAGAAUACUCUGAAGAAUUAACUAAGGAAACCCCUACUGAAUAUGACAAUGAAACCAAGAGCCUUUCAGCCAAUACUUCUUCUUUGAGUCCAUUAUCCUGGACUUCAGGUAUACUUACAGAUGAUUCUAUUAAUAAAGUUGAAGAGAGCAAACCCCAGUCUUCAAUUCUUUUACCAGAAGAUACAUCAAAACAAGAAGAUACGCAGAAGUACGUUCUCCACCUUCUAAAUGAAGAAAUUCAGACGCUUCCACAAGAUGAACAUACAAAGGAAUCUCCUGUCCUUGAGACAACAGAAACGAACCCUUGUUCACUGAAUGGUUCUAAUCUCAAAAGCCAAGAACUAUCUACACAGCAUGAAACAUCUGAUGACUCUCUCUCAGAUAUACCUAAAACUCCAGAGGACCUGGACAGCUGUGACGAAGUUGAAUCUGCAGCUGAAGUGCUACCCAGUUCUUCAAAAGUAUCUGUGAUACCCCAUGAUCUCUUUUAUUAUCCACAUUAUAAUGUUCCCAUAUCAGCAGUUCUGAACGCUUACCUUGAGCCUUGUAUCGAAGGUUAUGAUACAGGAAAUGGAAAAGCUUCUUCUGAAACAGUAACAGAUGUUUUACAUGACAAGAACUUAGCAGAACAGGACCACAAGGAAGAUGCUCCAGAGCCAGACUUGGAGAAUAAGCUAGGUACCCCUCCAUCAGAAACAGAUACUGAGAACAGCGAGGAGGAAACUACAAAAACAAGCAGUCAUGUGAAUUCUUCCGAUGAAAAAGAAGUGCCAUUACUAGUAGAAGAGUUAGAAAUAGAAGAAGAUGGCGAUAAGGCCACCAACCAUGAAGAUUCCACUAUUCCACAACAUCCUGAGGCCAUAGUAGAAAAUCUAGAGGAUUUACCAAUAGCCAUAAAGGCGCCAGAAGAAAAUAGUAAUACAGAGGAGGAAGAGAAAGAUAUGAUUGAAGAAGCUUUGCAGAUCUCAGAAGUUGCCACUACUACUCUAUCACAAGAUGACCUGGAAGAAAAUGCUGAAUUCCAGGAAUUUACCAGAAGCAAUGACAGUGAUGCCAACAUUCAUCUCCGAAAAAGGUUUUCUCGUAAUGCUUCUGAGGAGGAAACUUAUGGUGUAAACGAGCCGAAGAGGACAGAUAUGGGUGAAAGUCCAUUAAUCAUCGGGAAGAAAAAGGACUUGGAAGCAAGCGAGACUCCAGCACCAACUCAUGAGAUAACCAUUUUUGAGCAGCCAGAGCUAUUCUACUUCGUCAUUUUCUUUUGGGUACUGGUCUACUGCCUUUUACUCCUUCCACAGCUUCUUAGCAACAAAGUUUGAUCUGUGUGAGGUGUGGAAAAUAAAGGGAUGGUGGCUGGAUUGCUUUGUGUAUCUGCAUAUGAAUAUGUUUCUUCAGGUGAAGCACAAACAGAAAUCCAGGACCUGGUAUUUAUGUUUAUUAUCAGGUUGUCUUCAAUUCCGCUACUGUUGUGCUAUGACAGUGUCAAAGCACGUUUUAUAUUAUGGUAAUUGUGUAAAUAUAUAUAAAAAUGAUCAGAUUUAGUAGAUGCGAUUUUGUACAUUUGUGCCUUGCUUUAUAAGAUGCUAAAUAAAAACAGAUAAUUAUCAGUAGAAGUAUGAACAAUUCAGAGCUCUAGUCUUCAAAAAUUAUUCUUCUGGCUUCACUUUCUUAUGUAGAGCCUGAUAGCUGUGGAAGAGGGAUGGUGUUGACUUACCUCCGGAUCUGACCACCUGCAAGGGCAAGGCUAGAAAUGGUUCUUCACAUUUUCCAUUUCAAAGAGUUAGAGGCAGAGCUACAGGUAGUGAAACACACAUCAGGAACUGAUUACAGUUCCAGCAAAAAAUACAGUGGAGCAACAAAAUCAGGUUGAGGGUUUAUUGGGGUAGGGAAGUUUGAUUUUUUAAGAUUUAAAGUAAUUUUUAUCCUUCACCUUUUGGGAUAUUUGAUUUGCAGGAAAAAUUGGGUAUGAAGAAGUGUGAAGAACAUAUAUGCUAGCUGCUUCUUAGUAGACUUUAUAUGGGAAAUCUCAGGCCAGAAACUAAAGUUUUUUAAAAGUACCUCAGUGCUUCUGAGUCUGCUUUUGCUUCAAUUUAUUUGCUGCUUUUAUUAACAAAUCGCAUAAAGAUUUCUCUCUUUUGCAGAUACGAAAAAUAAAAGGUAAUCAGCUUUGCUGAGGCUACUGUUAAGGCACUAGGGCGUGGUAAAAGAAUUAGAAAUAUCUUUUAAGUGUCCAAUUGAGAAAGAAAUGAUAGAUGUAAAACUAAAUACAGAAAAAUGCUGACAACAAGUAUUGACUUCCUAGUGUGACUGAAGAGAUUCCUGUGGCUUAUCCAUGGGCACAGUUGAGCUACUUCUGCCUCUUGUAUUUUUUGUCCACAUCAAUGAUCACUUUAGGAUAUUUCAUAUAGGAUUUUCGCCUGUGCUUUGUAGGACAAAAGAGAAGUCUUCAAUUUCAUAGCAGUAACUUCUCUCCAUGUGACUAUUAGUGAAGUCACUACUUCUCAUUGGUACAUUUUUAGUUUCACGCUGUGCUUUAUGAGACUACAUCACAUUGCUGCUUUUAUCUGAAAAUUCAGAAGGUUGACUGCAAUGCACUUCCUAAAAUGAAGGGUUUUAUAAUUUUACAGUGAGUGAAGAUUAAAUAAAAUAGCUAUACAUUUUACCUAUUUUGUUGUAGCAUAAGGUGUAUCCCUAGCCUGGCUAAGUUUUCAGAUGAACUAAUCACACCUGGGGUCAAGAUACAUCAAAAUAUACAGCAAUUUCUUUGCAGGUAUUUAAAAUCUGUCUGUAGUCAUGUUAUCUGCUGGGGCAAUCCUAACCAUCCGUCACACUUCAUUCUUCUUCAUAAGCUUUUUGUUCCCCUGAGAUUUUCUCCUGAGCUGCAGUUAGAAUUCAGUAGAAGUAAGGAAUGACAAGAGAUCUUAAACAUCGAAGAUAAAAUUCUGAACACCUUUCAACAAAGCUGAAAUCUUUCUUAUUCUGUCCUGCCACUGUUGACUAGAGCUGGAUUCACCCCGUGAACCUACAAAUAAGAUCAACUGUUCUUGAGGAAGAGAUCCAAAUGUCCCAACCUAAUUUGGUUUAAAUCAGCUUAAGUAAAAAAAAAAACAAAAACCAAAAAAACCAUUUCUUUCAUCUUGUUCACGAAAGCAGUCAAGAUUUUGAGUCAGCUGAUUUUGAGAUCCAUGAACUUGUUUGUGCUUGUUGUAGAAGACAGUGAUACUUUCUUCCAAAAGAAAAUCUAUAUAAGAAUUUUUUGAAGGUGCUUUCUGGAAGUAGACUAAAAUAGAAAGUUGAAGGGUUAGUGCUUUGUCCUGAAAGAAUAAAACUUAGUACAAGAAACAUAUUAUGCUUAUCCUGAAAACCAGGGAAUAUGAGGCUGGGAUACAGCAUCUAUUUAAUAGCUGCAAGCAGCAGUGUACUACACUAGUUUGGAGCAAAAUGUUGACAGUUUUCAUUAUGUUCCAUUCUUCAUAGGCUUCUUUGGUUUCUGAUAACUUUUUCUGACCCUUUGUAUCUUUACUCUGGUUCUUCCAUGUUUAUUAAUCUUCAGCAGAGGAUAUUUGGAGUUGGAUUACACUCUCUUUAUAGGGCUUUACAGCUAUCAAAGUUCAAUCAAGUAUGCUCCCUCCCUUCUGCUUUCCUUCUUCCUAAGAAAAUUAAUCAGGAUGAGGAGCUCUUUGGAUGUCUUGGCUAAGCAACUGACAUCCAUGAAGAAUGGAAAGGUGAAUGGGAACGCAGUGAUACCAGAAAUGCCAUUACCCAGUAUUUUUGUUCAAGGAGGAGAAAACUCAAGGUUUUCUUUGUUAACCUGCCACUGAUGAACAGUGACUGAUACAUUGCAAUGAGCAGUUUAAAUGUCAAACAGCAUCCCACAAUUGUAUUGAUCAUCUCCGCCAGUGAUUCAAUUGAUGUACACUUUCCAGCCUAUCCCACUGAGAGACAGAGACUGUGUCUUCCAUCCAAAAUAGAUGAAAAAAAAUACUAAACCAUUCCAUGAUACUUGGUAUUACAUUGCUUUCAAUUUUUGGGUUUGUUUUAUUGUGGGUGUGCUGUAACAGAAGUAGUGUACCUUACCCAGCCAUUCCAUAGAUGAGAAGAUCCAGGGUGAAACAGUUAGAGUGAUUGUAUUGGUCAACUGUGCUUAGAAAAACUGAACUCUUCAAGAGUUUUGCCUUUACCUCAAACUGUAAACACUGACAUCUGCAUAAGCAAGAGGUUCCCCCAGUUAAACUGACUUGUGAGCCUGCAUCUCUUCUUCCACAGUGCAAGAUCAAAUUCCUAAAUGCAGGGGCCCUGUUCUGAAAACACUGCUUGGUUUUGGGGUUUGUGGCCUAUCCUGAGCUACUGCCUAUAAGCCUGAUAAUGAAACAUUUAUUAUGGCAAAGCCUAUUUUAACUUGCUGCCCAGAGGACUGGCUGGUUUAAACCCUGGUGGGCAAUUCAUUGUCUACCCAUUUUCCAACAGAUAUGUGCACUGUCUGAAUACAGAAGUUUUUGCUGAACUUUUGCCUGGGUUGAAGAAUGCUAAGCUUGAACUGACCACUUAUGGUAUAUGGAUUUGGCAUCUGAAUUCAGAUACACAGAGGUACUGAUCUAUUAAGACUCUAAAACCUGCUGCUUUUGAGCAAAUGCGGGUAGCAGAGCGUUGUGAAGUGCGAGUGUCAGGAAGUGCCUUGAGGAUCACUGGAUAAAGGAUGUUGGGUGUUCACAGAAGUAGCAUUAAAGACUGAGUGGCAACUGUAAUAGGAUGGUUCAAUGUCAUUGUAGUCAUGGAACUUAACUGCAGUGUUUCAUCGUGAUUUUAUAGAAAGUGCAAGGAAAGAUACACCAUUAAAGACUGAACCCCACUAAACAUUUAUGGGGCAGAUGACUUAGAGUUGAAGAAGUGAGUUAAACAGUCACAUAAUCUACAAACUGACCAGAAUAUAGCUUUUGCCAAAUUGUAGGAAAUUAUCAGUGCAAAUGCAGGGCAAACACAGACUACAGUAAAAAAAAUGACAAUCAAUUUUCAAUGCCAUGAAUAUUUUUGAGAGAUUGAGCUCUAAAAUGUAUUUUUAUUGAGUUUCUAGAUUGUAAUGAAUGUGUCUACAGAAUUUUAUGCAAAGCUUGAGAGUUCAGCUGUUUUAAAAUGAUUUUUUUUAUAUAGCAGUGAUUAUUUUAUCUAUAUAUUUAAUAGAAUUGUAAAACCAUUUUAAGAGUACCUGUAAAAUUCUAUGUAUGUGAUAUAAUUAUUUAUUAAUUAUGACUCAUGAGAAUGAACAUUAAGCUAUGCAUUGGUUGUGUCAUCCAUUUGAAAACUGGAAACUGCAAAUAGGAGAAGAGCUUUUAAUGAACAGCAGAUCUGAAAAGCAGGGGAAAUGAUUGCAUACAUUUGUGUGAUUCUUAAAGCUGCAUAGCAAUAUGUCAUUUUGUGAUGUUAAACUUUCAGCUAAAGUUGCAAAAUAUACUGAGUGAUUGAGCUACUUUCUUCCAUUAAAACUUCCUGAGGCUGAAA
This is a messenger RNA of Pyrgilauda ruficollis (rufous-necked snowfinch), 6947 nucleotides long. RefSeq names its product calmin (gene CLMN). Bases 116 to 2770 code for a protein of 884 amino acids. Lineage: Eukaryota; Metazoa; Chordata; Aves; Passeriformes; Passeridae. Gene Ontology annotation, cellular component: cytoplasm; nuclear outer membrane; meiotic nuclear membrane microtubule tethering complex. The transcript has 13 exons. Gene Ontology annotation, molecular function: actin filament binding. The record is from RefSeq and is a predicted model, not a curated record. Gene Ontology annotation, biological process: nuclear migration.